Messenger RNA from Mya arenaria, 423 nucleotides. RefSeq names its product mediator of RNA polymerase II transcription subunit 21-like. NCBI's taxonomy places the organism in Eukaryota, Metazoa, Mollusca, Bivalvia, Myida, Myidae. The record is from RefSeq and is a predicted model, not a curated record. The transcript has a single exon. Gene Ontology annotation, cellular component: mediator complex. Bases 1 to 423 code for a protein of 140 amino acids. Gene Ontology annotation, biological process: regulation of transcription by RNA polymerase II. Gene Ontology annotation, molecular function: transcription coregulator activity.
AUGGCUGACAGGCUUACGCAGUUACAAGAUGCUGUAAAUCAUAUGGGCGAACAUUUCUGUAACAGUACCGGUAUUCUUCAACAGUUCGCCCCGCCGUCUCCAUUUCAAACAUUCGAUAAACAAGGAAGGAAAUCUCCAGUAUCUCCCCCUUCUGAGGACUAUGCAGCAAUGUUUUCCAAACUUAUUGCCAGAACUGCGAAAGAUAUUGAUGUGUUAAUUGAUUCAUUACCAAGCAUUGAGUCAUCACAAGACCUUCAGUUGAAAAGUUUGCAUGCGCUGGAAGUUGAGAAUCAGGAAUCGGCCGACAGACUGGAAGCCAUAGUGAAGCAGGGUGAGGACUUACUGCUGAAAAUACAGGAAGCCCAGCAUGACAUUGCCCAAGUACAGCUGCAGUGUCAGGCGCUGAUGGGAAACACAACUUGA